Mycotypha africana is the source of this 1076-nucleotide messenger RNA. RefSeq names its product tyrosine phosphatase family-domain-containing protein. Gene Ontology annotation, biological process: protein dephosphorylation. The transcript has 5 exons. Bases 181 to 807 code for a protein of 208 amino acids. Lineage: Eukaryota; Fungi; Mucoromycota; Mucoromycetes; Mucorales; Mycotyphaceae. Gene Ontology annotation, molecular function: inositol diphosphate tetrakisphosphate diphosphatase activity; phosphatase activity. Gene Ontology annotation, cellular component: cytoplasm. The record is from RefSeq and is a predicted model, not a curated record.
CAUUUCUAGUCUUUAAACCAUUAUGCGCACAACUCUCCUUCAUGCAUAUUUAUUUUUUUCAUUGUGAUUUCGACGUGAUUUAAAUUGAUUCUUAGUGCGCACCCCAUCCUCCACUUUUUUUUUUCCAUCCGAAAAUGUGUCAAAUACAGUAACUAACAGUAGAAACACGAUAAUCUCAAUAUGAAUUUGGCAAUCGAUAACAACGUUCAUAACUCAACAGCAGACCAAAGUACAGUCAUUGUGAAAACGCAGCGAAAACGAGCAGCGACAACGCACGACUAUGACAAUUGCCCCAUCUGCUAUACUCGACCUGGUAUGCCAUUUGUGCCUCCUUUGAAUUUUGCCAUGAUCGCAUCAGGCGUCUAUCGAUCUGGUCAUCCCAAUAAACAGAACUUUGCUUUUUUAAGAAAGUUGGGCCUGAAAACAAUACUAUAUUUCGCUAUGGAAGACUACCCUCCUGAAAUGCAACACUUUGUGGAAGUCGAAGGUAUAGAAGUAUUACACUAUCGUACAGAAGGCAAUAAGGAACCAUUUGUCGAAGUGAAUCAUGAAGAUAUAUCACAUGCUCUUGUCAAAUUGUUGGAUCGAAGAAGUCAUCCAGUACUGAUUCAUUGUUUGAAAGGAAAGCAUCGGAUAGGCUGUUUAGUAGGAUGUUUGCGAAAAAUUCAAAAAUGGUCAAUGACAUCCAUCUUUGAUGAAUAUAGACGAUUUACAGGAACCAAAGUACUGGCUGAUCAAGAGUUUAUAGAGACGUUUGAUCAUGAAAAAGUACCAUAUGAUCGAAACUAUCGACCUAAUUGGCUGUAGCGUGGACACUUUCCGUAGGUUACCAUUCUCUGUCAAGACACCACCCUAUGAUAAGCUAUAUCUUAAAAAGUCGAUGAUGCAGUAAAGUAUCGGCAAUACAUAGCAAUAAUUCAAAUUGUACAUAAUAUUGAUACCGUCUUGGCAUGAUCUUGAUACAUUACUCUUCGUUGCAUAAUAUUACAAUAAACACGCAUUGUUGGUUCAGACAUGUCGACAUAUGAUCUAUUCUGUCAUUUGCAGUGGUCGAUGAUAGACAAGUACAGUUGAAA